Molecule: messenger RNA, 1476 nt
Organism: Arabidopsis thaliana (thale cress)
Lineage: Eukaryota; Viridiplantae; Streptophyta; Magnoliopsida; Brassicales; Brassicaceae
Product: 2-oxoglutarate (2OG) and Fe(II)-dependent oxygenase superfamily protein
Exons: 8
Coding region: 361-1227 (288 amino acids)
Cellular component (GO): endoplasmic reticulum membrane; Golgi apparatus
Molecular function (GO): oxidoreductase activity, acting on paired donors, with incorporation or reduction of molecular oxygen; procollagen-proline 4-dioxygenase activity; iron ion binding
Source: RefSeq, marked reviewed
CUCAAAAGAAGCCCACCUAAUUCAAAUCACAAAAACGUUCAAGUUCCAUCGAACCAAAACUUAAACCACUCUACGCAACCAAACUUCAACCAAAAAAAAGGAUAAAUUCGGCGCAUUUUUUUGUAUUUGUUGACCAGUGAAGAAAAUGACAAACUGGUCAACGAGAUCUGAUCAUUAAACUAUAAAACAAUAUAUUUUAAAGUAAAUAGAAAUUUGUGGUGCUUCAUUGGAUCGACGAAAGGCGUCCCGAUAUUGAGGUUCGUUACGCCGGCGAAGAUUUUCAUCGGAAACUUAUCUGAUCGUUUACGCCGGCGAAGAUUUCCAUCGGAAACUUAAUCUGAUCGGAAGGAAGAAGGCUCGAUGAAGAGCAGAUUGAAGAGCUACAGGAGGAAGAAGCUAGGGUUAGCCACAGUUAUCGUCUUCUGUUCUCUCUGUUUCCUCUUCGGUUUCUAUGGCUCCACUCUACUUUCUCAGAAUGUGCCUCGUGUUAAACCCAGGUUGAGAAUGUUGGAUAUGGUUGAGAAUGGGGAAGAAGAAGCUAGCUCGAUGCCUCAUGGUGUUACUGGAGAAGAAUCUAUUGGAUCGAUUCCUUUUCAGGUACUUAGUUGGAGACCUAGGGCUAUAUAUUUUCCGAAUUUUGCAACUGCAGAACAAUGCCAAGCUAUUAUUGAGAGAGCAAAGGUUAAUCUGAAACCUUCUGCUUUGGCUCUCCGGAAAGGAGAAACUGCUGAGAACACUAAGGGCACUAGAACAAGCUCAGGAACUUUUAUCAGUGCUUCAGAAGAGAGUACUGGUGCUCUGGAUUUUGUUGAAAGGAAAAUCGCAAGAGCUACGAUGAUCCCAAGGUCCCAUGGAGAGUCAUUCAAUAUUUUACGGUAUGAACUUGGCCAAAAGUAUGAUUCCCACUAUGAUGUUUUCAACCCAACAGAAUAUGGACCACAAUCAAGCCAAAGGAUUGCCUCCUUCCUGUUGUACUUAUCUGAUGUUGAAGAAGGCGGUGAAACCAUGUUCCCAUUUGAGAACGGUUCUAAUAUGGGCAUCGGAUACGAUUACAAGCAAUGUAUUGGGUUGAAAGUAAAGCCUCGGAAAGGAGAUGGUCUUCUUUUUUAUUCCGUGUUUCCAAAUGGAACGAUUGAUCAGACUUCGCUUCACGGGAGCUGCCCGGUGACCAAAGGAGAGAAAUGGGUGGCAACCAAAUGGAUCAGAGACCAAGACCAGGAAGAAUAAGUUAGGUUUUUUUCCAUAUAUCUAUCUCAGUCUCACAGCUUCUAUCUUUUGACUAAAAAUCUGCUGCUGGAUCCCUCGUGUACAGUUCUUCGCUGAAACAGUGUAACUAUUUAGCUUUCUUAUAAUGCGAAUGAUACAAAAAUUAAAACCUGAUAAUGAAAACUUGGUUCGAAAUAUCAUUUGAACAAUAGAAGUUUCUUGUUGUUUGAUAUUUCAGUAAAAGAAAUAUAAGAACUUAUAAGAUUAACA